Messenger RNA from Mucor mucedo, 810 nucleotides. RefSeq lists its product as uncharacterized. NCBI's taxonomy places the organism in Eukaryota, Fungi, Mucoromycota, Mucoromycetes, Mucorales, Mucoraceae. The record is from RefSeq and is a predicted model, not a curated record. The coding region runs from base 83 to 538 and encodes 151 amino acids. Gene Ontology annotation, molecular function: protein binding. The transcript is spliced from 4 exons. Gene Ontology annotation, cellular component: peroxisomal membrane; mitochondrial outer membrane. Gene Ontology annotation, biological process: mitochondrial fission; autophagy of mitochondrion; peroxisome fission.
AAAUACGUCAUCCGGGGCGAAUAAUAAAAAACAAAAAACAUUUUUAUUUCUUUUUUAUUUUCCCUCUUCACUAUACCAUAAAAUGAAGUCUGAUUCCCCAUUAUUACAAGAUGCCGAGAUUCCUCUCAGUGCUGCUGAACUCGAGGUACUUCGACGCCAAUACAUCAAGGAAGGAGAAUAUGUGACGAUUCAAACCAAAUUCAAUUAUGCAUGGGGAUUAAUUAAGUCUAGCAAAUCAGACCAUAUUGAACUCGGUAUCAAAUUACUUACAGAAAUCUACACGGACGCACCAGAGAGAAGAAGAGAGUGUCUUUACUUUUUAGCCAUUGGCAAUUUUAAAAUCAAAAAUUACUCAGAAGCAAGACGAUUUAAUGAUCAGUUAUUAAAGCUGGAACCACGUAAUGAUCAAGCAACAAGUUUAAAACAAAUGAUUGAUGAAAAAGUAUCCACAGAGGGUGUCAUUGGAUUAGCUAUUGUCAGUGGUGUUGUAGCUGUAGGUGCUGCACUUGUUGCGGCCGUUGUAAAGCGAUCCAAGUAAUCAUGUAUUCUCAUUCAAUAAUAAAAUAUUAUCUGGUUGUAUUAUUAUUUCAGCGAAGGGAUAAAAAGAAAAACAAAGGAUGGGCGUUAAUUUUGGCUUUAAAAAGAUAUGUGCCUUCUAAUAUUGACAUAUCGCUUACUUGUGAAAUAUAAAAUGAUAUACUAUCUCAAACACACUUAAUAGCCCCCCACACAUUUAUAAUGCACAGAUAAAACAUAAAACUUUUAAUAAUCACUCUCAGGCGUAGUAACAAACGGAUGCUUUGGGCUAGC